Molecule: messenger RNA, 456 nt
Organism: Lactuca virosa
Lineage: Eukaryota; Viridiplantae; Streptophyta; Magnoliopsida; Asterales; Asteraceae
Source: the annotation of a GenBank genome assembly
AUGGGUGAAGGGGUGCAGAAAAAAGAAGCGUUUAUUACUUCUACCAUUUCAACAUUAACCAUUACCACUUUAACUAUUAUCUCAUCCACCAUCGAAUCUUCUACAUUCGAAACAUUUACUUCCUUACCACCACUUUCAUCACCCAUCCCAACUUCACUUCCAGUUUCAACUAUUUCACCAACAUACUCCACGAUUAUGCGUGAACCUAUUACUACCCUUUUCUCAUCUCAAUCUACUAAAGUUGAGAGAGUGGUUCAAGAGAAGGAACCAAAUGAUGAUGACAUAAUGGUGUCUUUUUAUGAUUUGCAAUUCGAACCAGAGGAGGAUAAUGUACCUGAUAACAUGAUCAUGUCAGGUAAACAAUUCGAAAUCCUCAAGAAAAAAAUCAAUUCUCUUCUUCAAUUACAAGGUGAUUCUGGGGGAAGGAGUUCCAUUUAUGGGGUAGAUAUGGAGUAA